This is a messenger RNA of Coffea eugenioides, 835 nucleotides long. Its product is annotated as NDR1/HIN1-like protein 26. The record is from RefSeq and is a predicted model, not a curated record. NCBI's taxonomy places the organism in Eukaryota, Viridiplantae, Streptophyta, Magnoliopsida, Gentianales, Rubiaceae. The transcript has a single exon. Gene Ontology annotation, cellular component: plasma membrane. Bases 1 to 723 code for a protein of 240 amino acids.
AUGGCCGAUCAAUCCAAGACCUCAGCCACUGUUCAUCCACCACCAACCACCAAUGUCCGUCCACCGCUGCCGUCAAACACCUCCUGUCCCUACUCCUCCAUACGACCGGCACCACCCACACACCACAAACACCCUCACAAUACUGCAACAAUCCGGCAAGAAAACUGCACCUUCCACUGCCUAUUUUUCACACCUUUCGCCAUUGGCUCCGUCAUCUUCUUCCUACCCAUCAUUACCUUAAUGAUUCUCGACCCGGAACUUCCCAAGUUCCGAGUCGACUCCGUAACCGUCUCAAACUUCAAUAUCUCCCCCACCACACCUCCCCUUCUUUCCGGCCACUUCACCGUAAUCAUCAGCGCCCGUAACCCUAACAGCAAACUUACUCUCUCCUAUAACCACCUCGACGCCGGAAUUUAUCUCGGGAGCAAUCAACUCUCGGGAACUACCCUCCCGCCAUUUGCUCUCUCAAAGAAGAACGAAACCUCGCUUACAGCAAAUUUUGUCGCUGUUGGGGCUUACGUGGACCGGGCUGAGAGUGAAAAUCUGGUAUUCAACUUGAAGAUUCAAAUGAAAGUUCGCUAUAAAGCUGGUUUUUGGAGAAGAGUGACGUGGUUGGAGGCCUUCUGCCCGGGAUUGUCUGUCAGGACUAAUACUGUAAAGAGUGGUUCAAGUUCUGAUGUUUGGAGUCUGAUUGGGGGAGCUAGAUCCUGUGAGGUUUGUUAAGAAGCCCAUUAAUCCAAGUCUAAGGGAAUUACAGAAUGAUUAGUGAGAUUUUAAAAAGUUAUUAGUAGCUUUAUAGUACCAAUAGAUUCCCAACAUAUAGAUGACUGAUGUA